GAGGCAGUAGCAGGGUCAGGACGGCCACAGGGCUCAGGUCAGCCUCCUGGAAUCUGGGGUCACGGGGCGGGUAUAGGCGGGCAGCGCAGGGAGGAGCCCUGUAGGAAGCUCAUAAGGAAGUAGGCAAAUGUCUGAGGACACACGUCCUCUGAGUCACAAAUCCUGGAAGCCGGGGUCGGGCAGAGGAAGCCGCGCAAGGUCUUCCUGUUUUUUGGCCCUGACCGUUAGAACCCUGUGUUCUGGGGCUGAUGUUCCCUUCAUCGCCCCCACCUACUGGGGCUCCAGAUCCCCAUGACACAAGGUCAGGGGAGGGCUGGGGGACGUCUCUGCUGCCUGGAUGGGGAAACUGAGGCCCAGAGCUUGCUGGAGAUUGAGGAAGCUGCUGAGAGUCCCAUGUGGGAUGUCUGAGACCUGGACUGCACCCUCUUCUGGUGUCACCUGCGGCCACCUGGUCCUCGCCAUGCCGACCCCUCGAGCGCCCCCUCCCCGCCCGGCCCUGCUGCUGCUGCUGCUGCUGCUCCUGGGGGUCGCUCACGGCCUCUUCCCGGAAGAACCACCCCCACUCAGCGUGGCCCCGAGGGACUACCUGAGCCAUUACCCCGUGUUCGUGGGCAGCGGGCCUGGUCGUCUGACCCCUGCGGAGGGUGCCGAGGAUCUCAACAUCCAGCGGGUGCUGCGUGUUAACAGGACGCUGUUCAUCGGGGACAGAGACAACCUGUACCAGGUAGAGCUGGAACCGUCCACAUCCACAGAGCUGCGGUACCAGAGGAAGCUGACCUGGCGCUCCAAUCCCAGCGACAUCGAUGUGUGUCGGAUGAAGGGCAAGCAAGAGGGCGAGUGUCGGAACUUCGUCAAGGUGCUCCUGCUGCGUGACGAGUCCACGCUCUUCGUGUGCGGCUCCAAUGCAUUCAAUCCCAUCUGCGCCAAUUACAGUAUGGACACGCUGCAACCCCUCGGGGACAACAUCAGCGGCAUGGCCCGCUGCCCCUACGACCCCAAGCAUGCCAAUGUGGCCCUCUUCUCAGAUGGGAUGCUCUUCACGGCCACGGUGACUGACUUCCUGGCUAUUGACGCUGUCAUCUACCGCAGCCUCGGGGACCGGCCCACCCUGCGCACAGUAAAGCAUGACUCCAAGUGGUUUAAAGAGCCGUACUUCGUGCACGCGGUGGAGUGGGGGAGCCAUGUCUACUUCUUCUUCCGGGAGAUCGCCAUGGAGUUUAACUACCUGGAAAAGGUGGUGGUAUCCCGAGUGGCUCGCGUGUGCAAGAAUGACGUGGGCGGCUCCCCGCGGGUGCUGGAGAAGCAGUGGACCUCCUUCCUGAAGGCCCGGCUCAACUGCUCCGUGCCCGGGGACUCCCACUUCUACUUCAACGUCCUGCAGGCGGUGACAGGUGUGGUGAGCCUGGGCGGCCGGCCGGUGAUCCUCGCUGUCUUCUCAACCCCCAGCAACAGCAUCCCCGGCUCGGCCGUCUGCGCCUUCGACAUGAACCAGGUGGCUGCGGUGUUUGAAGGCCGCUUCCGGGAGCAGAAGUCCCCCGAGUCCAUCUGGACGCCGGUGCCGGAAGACCAAGUGCCGCGGCCCAGGCCCGGGAGCUGCGCGGCACCCGGCAUGCAGUACAAUGCAUCCAGUGCUCUGCCGGAUGAGAUCCUCAACUUUGUGAAGACCCACCCACUGAUGGAUGAGGCGGUGCCCUCCCUGGGCCAUGCGCCCUGGAUCGUGAGGACCCUGAUGCGGCACCAGCUCACCCGAGUGGCUGUGGAUGUGGGUGCCGGCCCAUGGGGCAAUCAGACAAUCGUCUUCCUUGGCUCCGAGGUGGGCACCAUCCUCAAAUUCCUUGUGAGGCCCAAUGCCAGUGUCUCAGGGACCACCGGGCCCAGCAUCUUCCUGGAGGAGUUUGAGACCUACCGGCCUGACAGGUGCGGACGAUCCGGCAGUGGUGGUGAGUGGGGGCAGCGGCUGCUGAGCCUGGAACUGGACACCGCCUCGGGCGGCCUGCUGGCGGCCUUCCCCCGCUGCGUGGUCCGAGUGCCCGUCGCCCGCUGCCAGCUCUACUCGGGGUGCAUGAAGAACUGUAUCGGCAGCCAGGAUCCGUACUGCGGGUGGGCCCCCGACGGCUCCUGCAUCUUCCUCAGGCCAGGAACCAGUGUCACGUUUGAGCAAGAUGUGUCCGGGGCCAGCACCUCGGGCUUAGGGGACUGCUCAGGACUCUUACGCGCCAGCCUCUCGGAUGAGCGCGCAGGGCUGGUGUCAGUGAACCUGCUGGUGACGUCCUCGGUGGCGGCGUUCGUGGUGGGCGCCGUGGUGUCUGGCUUCAGCGUGGGCUGGUUCGUGGGUCUCCGCGAGCGGCGGGAGCUGGCCCGGCGCAAGGACAAGGAGGCCAUCCUGGCGCACGGCGGCGGCGAGGCAGUGCUGAGUGUGAGCCGGCUGGGCGAGCGCAGGGGGACCGGGCCCGGGGGCCGUGGAGGCGCCGGCGGCGGCCCCGGGGGUCCCCCCGAGGCCCUGUUAGCUCCGCUCAUGCAGAACGGCUGGACGAAGGCGACACUGCUGCAUGGUGGCCCUCACGACCUGGACUCGGGGCUGCUGCCCACCCCUGAGCAGACGCCGCUGCCCCAGAAGCGCCUGCCCACGCCACACCCGCACGCCCACGCCCUGGGGCCGCGAGCCUGGGACCACAGCCACGCGCUGCUGUCGGCCUCGGCCUCCACCUCCCUGCUGCUGCUGGCGCCGGCCCGCGCCCCCGAGCAGCCCCCGGUGCCGGUGCCGGCAGAGCCGGGCCCCGACGGUCGCCUCUGCGCCCCCAGACCCGGCCCCUCGCACCCCGGCGACUUCCCGCUCACGCCCCACGCCAGCCCGGACCGCCGGCGGGUGGUGUCCGCACCCACGGGCCCUUUGGACCCAUCGGCGGGCGAUGGCCUGCCUGGGCCGUGGAGCCCACCCGCGACCAGCAGCCUGCGGAGGCCGGGUCCCCACGGGCCCCCCGCAGCAGCCCUGAGGCGCACGCACACGUUCAACAGCGGCGAGGCCCGGCCCGGGGGUCACCGUACCCGCCGCCACCCACCCGUGGACUCUGCGCACCUACUGCCCUGCGGGGUGGGCGAGCGGACUGCACCUCCGGUACCCUAGGCUGGGUGGACGCCUCGACGGUGCCAACCACAGCGACCAGGGGCGCGAGCCCAGGUCACCAGGCCCCGCCGGCUCCGAGUGGGGCGCGUCUGUCCCCCACCCACGCGCGUGGGGGUCCCCUCGCCACAGGGAAGCACAAGAGCCCCCUCCAUCGCGGAGGAUUCAGGACACGAAGCCCCGGGGUGGGCGGGAGGAGGCCGACCUUUGACCUUCGCAUAGACUUUGACUUUUUGUUUAUUUUGAGGUUUUUUUUUUUUUUUCUAAGAAAUUGCACAGCCCCGUUCUUGGGGUGGCAGCCGGGGUGGGGGGUGAGGACGUGGGGUGAGGGGAGGCAGAGCUGCAGACAUGAGCCUUCCCUCCUCAACUCAUCCUCCACGGAAGGGACCCCCUCCCCAGUCCCGGGCCCCUGUGUGUGUGGGUGUGUCUGUGUGCAUGGCCUGUUCGUGUGCAAGGGCCCGGGACAGAAAUGUGUGUGUGCGUGUGUGUGAGACAGGGCCGCCGUGGGUGUGCGUGUGUGCGACUCAGAAUGUGGGUGGAGGCGCCCUCAGAGACCCUGGCGUUGGCUGAGCCAAUGGUGGGACUUCUGGAGAGAAGCCCGGGGGAGGGGGCCUCCGAGGUGCCGGUUUGGAGUUGGAAUCCUGCUUCUGCAGAGGGGACCUGGGGUCCAGGCUGGGAGAUGGGGGGACCUGCUUCUAAAGGGCUUGUGGGGGUCUUGGGGGGGGUGGAGGUGGUCAGACCCCCCUGUAAAUACAGCCCUGGGGUGGUCAGAGAGGCCCAUGCCACCCGUCCUCCCUUGUGACGUCCCCUCUUUGACCGCCAGCUGACCGUGCAUGCCACGUGGCCAGCUGAGUCCAGGACUCUCUCCCCAGCCCUAUCCCCGUCAAUAAAACUCUGUUUACAUCCACCGGC
Messenger RNA from Peromyscus leucopus (white-footed mouse), 4033 nucleotides. It is a transcript of the gene Sema6b, whose product is annotated as semaphorin 6B. Gene Ontology annotation, biological process: semaphorin-plexin signaling pathway; neural crest cell migration; positive regulation of cell migration. Lineage: Eukaryota; Metazoa; Chordata; Mammalia; Rodentia; Cricetidae. The record is from RefSeq and is a predicted model, not a curated record. Gene Ontology annotation, molecular function: semaphorin receptor binding; chemorepellent activity.